AUGGAAGACCUGUUGAAACAGGACCUCAACUUCCUGGAAGGCAGUAGGGAGAGGGAUGAAAUGGCCGCUUUUGGAAAAUCUGUCAACCACUACCAGGAUCAUGGUGUAGCUAUUGGGAGGUCGCUGAGGCACAGGGAGAGGAUGGGGCUUGCCAGCUGGAGCAUUACGGGGGCAAAGAGGAGGAAGGAGAAAACAAAGGGUAUUGAUAACUCCCCGGCAUUUAGCCAACCAAUAAAAUGUCCAAUCAAAACGGUCGAGAAGUCCCAUCUGAAGCGAGCGAAGAAACAACAAACGGGCCCGGAGGUAAAGCAGUCACGUGGACAUCCUGAAUGCCACCGGUAUACAAUGAGAAUGAAUGCCACUUCGAUCGCCAACGAUUCAAUCAUUAUACCGUCUGGAUUUUACAUUAUCGGAUUUACGGAUUUAAAGUUUGCUGAUUUAUUUGUAAUUUUCCUUGGCUUCAUUUAUAUUGUAACAGUUCUGUGCAACUGUUUCAUUGUUUCUAUUAUAUGGAUGGAUCAUAGGCUCCACACUCCAAAGUACAUUGCAGUAGCAAAUUUAGGCGUUGUUGACUUGAUGGGCAGUACAUCCUUUAUUCCAAGUACAAUCAAUACUGUUGUUGCGAGAGAUACCUUCAUGUCCUUCAAUGCAUGUUUAACACAGAUCUUUUUUUAUUACUGUUCUAUAAUAUUAGAGUCAUUUUCCCUCAGUGUACUUGCCUAUGACAGGUUAAUUGCAAUAUGUUUUCCACUGAGGCAUAAUUCUAUCAACACUCCCACAAACAUGAUCAGUAUUUUAGUGAUUCUUUGGGUGGUUUUUGCAAGCGUCAUGGUGUUCUUGGUCGUGAUCUUGACAAAACUGUCUUUUUGUGAUUCACUCACUUUGAACUACUUUGUAUGUGAGUAUGCAGGUGUGUUCAAUCUAGCGUGCAAUGAUAACACAAUGCAGUGGGCUGCUGCUGUUUCUCUGAGUAUGCUGCUUUUGUUUGGGCCCCUUAGUUUAAUCCUCUUGUCAUACGCCUGUAUUUUGAGAGCCGUGUUUAGAAUGAAAAGUGUGGACAGCAGGUACAAAGCACUUGCAACCUGUACAGAACAUCUCAUUCUGGUGGCGAUUUUCUAUGUGCCGACCAUAACACUGUACAUCACUGAACUUUUCUUAAUCCAUGUUGAUCCACAUAUCAGAAUGGUGAACUUGUCAUUAGCUUCAAGCAUCCCAUCCUGUCUGAACCCAAUUGUGUAUUCACUGGCAACCAAAGAAAUCAGGAACAAAAUACUGGCUCUGUUCCGGAAAGUCAAAGUAGCAGAGUGGUCAGGGUAG
Molecule: messenger RNA, 1317 nt
Organism: Conger conger (European conger)
Lineage: Eukaryota; Metazoa; Chordata; Actinopteri; Anguilliformes; Congridae
Product: olfactory receptor 52B2-like
Exons: 3
Coding region: 1-1317 (438 amino acids)
Biological process (GO): G protein-coupled receptor signaling pathway
Cellular component (GO): membrane
Molecular function (GO): G protein-coupled receptor activity; olfactory receptor activity
Source: RefSeq, a predicted model, not a curated record